Molecule: messenger RNA, 761 nt
Organism: Chironomus riparius
Lineage: Eukaryota; Metazoa; Arthropoda; Insecta; Diptera; Chironomidae
Source: the annotation of a GenBank genome assembly
AAAUUAAAUCAAUUGCAGUUAGGAUAAACAACAGCUAGUGAUUGGAAAUAAACAUGAAGUUCUUAACUCUCGUAGCAUUUUUUGCCUGUGCCUUUUUGGCACUCGCUGACGAUGAUGGAAAAUAUCGACCAGAAGCAACCACUAAGAUUCCAUUAAUUGUUCCUGUUACCACAACACUUCGUCCAAGAGGGUGGACUGAUCCACGCUGGAGUGAUCCACGUUGGGCUGGACACCAAGGAGCUCAAGGAUGGAACAACAAUAAUUGGAACAACAACUGGAAUGUCAACAGAUAUAACUCAACAUGGAAUGACUGGAACCGAGGAACUGGAAACUGGGGAAACCAAUGGGCUAACCGAUACAAUGUUGAUGCUCAAGGAAGACCAAUCACAAGACACCCUGACUGGCGUACAAUCCGUUUAGAUGAAAAGGUUGAUGUCCGUGGUUAUCAAUAUGUCUAUGAAACCGUUGGAGGAAUUUUGGUUGAAGAAAAUGGAACAUUCGAAAACAUUGGACUGAGACAUGAAGGAGUUCGUGCCGUUGGAUCUAUCACAAUCACUGACCGUGAUGGAGUCACUUAUAAAAUCAAUUAUCAGAGCGACAGCAAGGAAGCUUAUGUUCCACGUGGAGCCCGCGAACCAGAGAGAAUUCCACCAUCUUUGACUAGACUCUUGGCUCUUAUGGAAACACAUAAGUAAAAUGAAUUGAAUUUUAUGGAAGGACGAAUUUAAGAAUUUAAUAUGAAUGAUCUUUGCGACCCUCUU